CUUCUGCAGUCGUGGAAGUAGUUUCGGCGAGAGUGGUUGGUUUGAAUUCACGCGUGUUCGAUACUGAUCUUCCCUGCUUGGAUCUUCAGCGGGCGCGUUUCAGAUCAUCGCAGUAGUCUGUUUCUGUGUAGUGCUUCAGCUUCAAUAACAUUCAGGUUUUUAAUUGCUUUUCGUUGUGGUUAUUGUACGCUACGUUGCUGAAUAUAAACAAGGCUCAACAUGUGGUCUCUGCUGAGCCUAGUCCUAGUGCUCAGCCUACUGAUUAGUCCUUCCAUCACACUGCCAAAUGGUGCCCCGGAGAGUGUAUGCAAUACGAUGCUUCCGUUUCACGGUGGUGGCAUCCCUCCACUGACGACCACUUCGCCCUUCCGGAUAACACCGGUGACAUCGGUUGUCGGUGGCGGCCAGGUGCUAAAUAUCGACAUCGAAUCAUUCCCAGGAAAUGUUGUGUUCAAGGGUUUCAUGCUGCAAGCCCGCAACCGAUUCCCACCGAAUCAGGUCGUCGGUCAUUUCGAGCUGACUGAUGAGAGUGCCAUUAAGUUGAUCAACUGUGGCGGAGAGAGUACAACUGCUACCCACACCAAUACUCAACCAAAGAAGGACCUCACGUUGGAGUGGAUCGCUCCUACCGACUUCAAGGGAGAAAUUGUGUUCAAUGGAACGAUCGCGCAAGACUACGAUAAGUUCUGGGUUGGCCUGGAGUCCACGCCGGUUAAAGUAGUUGAAAGCGGACAGAGUCCAACGUCAGUGGUAGGAAUAUCUACCACAAGAAGGCCACCGUCGACUACCAUGGCACCGUCGUACCUUGCGCCCACUAGUGCUAGGGUCGAAACUGUGGAUCCCAUUUACGAAGGAUGUGGAACUAACAAAGGAUGCUUCGGAUUCCCCGAUGGAUGCAUUGAAACCCGUAAUUGCCGUGCCGUGGUUGCUACUAUAGUUCUGGGUGAACGCUACAUUUUUGAAAUGAAAUCUGGCUAUAAUCGACCAGCGUACAUUGCUGUCGGCCUAUCGAAUGAUGCCAGGAUGGGUGACGAUUCGGUCAUUGAGUGCGUUCCAGAACAAGGCACAGUUAAGGCUUACGCCUCGUGGACAUUUGCUGGCCCGUAUGGCGUUUCUCGGCAGGGAAUUGCUCAAAACUUCAUUCAACUUAAACGUUCGUCCUUUGAGGAUGGUGUGAUCUACUGCCAGGUUGAGCGUGAUGCCAUGACCACUGUGAAAGGACAGAGGUUUGAUUUGAUCAACGGAAAAUACCACCUGUUGCUGGCAACUGGAAGCUCUGCUGACUCAACUCAUGUGUCCUAUCACGACAUUGGUCGCCAUGUGUCGGGUGUUCCACUAGCUCUGGCUGAAGUUGGUCCAGUAAAGGGAACUUCGAAACUUCUGCUGCGAUUACACGGAGCGUUCAUGUUGACUGCUUGGAUCGGAACAGCCUCGCUUGGAAUUUUAUUGGCUAGAUAUUUCCGCCAGACCUGGGUAGGCAGUCAACUUUGCGGAAAGGAUCAGUGGUUUGCAUGGCACAGAUUCUUGAUGGUUCUCACCUGGGUGCUGACAAUGGCUGGUUUCGUCAUAAUCUUCGUUGAAAUCGGAGGUUGGUCGCAGGCGCAAAAUCCUCACGCUAUUCUUGGCACAGUUACCACAGUUCUGUGCUUCCUGCAGCCAAUCGGUGCUUACUUCCGACCCCAUCCCGGUACCAAGCGGAGACCGCUGUUCAACUGGCUCCACUGGCUGGGAGGCAAUGUGGCUCACAUUGUCGGAAUUGUUGCCAUAUUCUUUGCGGUUAAGCUGCAGAAGGCAGAGCUGCCAGAGUGGCUGGAUUUCAUUCUGGUUGCGUUCGUGGCGUUCCACGUGUUUAUGCAUUUGAUCUUCUCCGUUCUCUCUUGGAUGCAGAUCGGUGGAUGCGUCAGCGAACGACGUAACGCCCAGCGUGUGACCUCCUUCCCGAUGGCAGAUAUGACUCCAUCCCGAACAUCGAUGAGCUCGGGAGAUCGCAAACAGGACGCGGCCUUCUCCGGCUUCCGCAAGGUGAUGCUAUUCUUCUAUAUUCUCAUCAUAGCGGCGUUCGUGAUCGCACUGGUGGUCAUUGCCGUGCUGGCCCCGAUUGAGGACGCCGUCGAGAGUAUUAAGAAACAGAUUAUGAACUGAGGAGUAUUAUUGCAAACGUGCUAGGUUUAGUACCACAGAUUGUCACUGGAUUCGAUUUUGUUUCAACCCGGAUAUUGUUACAUUGUAUUUAGUAGACAAGCUUUACGCUUGUUCCGGAAAGCUCCGCUUGUACAUUCUUACUAAUUCUUAUUCAGCAUUCUCGUGUAGAUAGGUGUGUAUAGAUGAGUUAUAUUGUAUCGAAUGUCAGAACCAUUCCAGCGACAGAUUAACACAUGUUGCGAGUUAAAAACAACGUUUAAUGUGUCGCAUAAUCCCUAUUGUAUAGUAUGAAAGUUUAUGUUAAGCAAAGUUUAGAGUAUGAAUAACAGUGUGUCAUCUUGUACAAGCUGAUGUAUUUCGUUGCUCCUGGAAAGCCUGGAACUUAUUUAUUCACAAGCAAGGUGAGACAUUACUGACCCCUUUUGAUAUAGAUAUUUUUUGUAUCAAUUUAUAUGUUUUAAAAUAUUUUUGUAUGUCAGUGAAACCCAGCCAGACUACCUUACUGAUUAAUCAAAGAACAAGUUGUAUGUCCGUAUAUACUAUUCCAUCAGUCGGAGGAAACUGUGUACACGAUGAAGAUAGUAAAAAUAAACGUUGCCAUCCAGAU
Messenger RNA from Topomyia yanbarensis, 2749 nucleotides. RefSeq names its product putative ferric-chelate reductase 1 homolog. Lineage: Eukaryota; Metazoa; Arthropoda; Insecta; Diptera; Culicidae. The record is from RefSeq and is a predicted model, not a curated record. The transcript is spliced from 9 exons. Gene Ontology annotation, molecular function: oxidoreductase activity, acting on metal ions. The coding region runs from base 220 to 2142 and encodes 640 amino acids.